This is a messenger RNA of Juglans regia (Persian walnut), 1094 nucleotides long. Its product is annotated as 20 kDa chaperonin, chloroplastic-like. Gene Ontology annotation, molecular function: transition metal ion binding; protein-folding chaperone binding; protein folding chaperone. NCBI's taxonomy places the organism in Eukaryota, Viridiplantae, Streptophyta, Magnoliopsida, Fagales, Juglandaceae. The transcript is spliced from 6 exons. Bases 144 to 917 code for a protein of 257 amino acids. Gene Ontology annotation, biological process: positive regulation of superoxide dismutase activity. The record is from RefSeq and is a predicted model, not a curated record. Gene Ontology annotation, cellular component: mitochondrial matrix; chloroplast.
GCGUAUUCUAGAAGAGUCUUUCAACGUCUUAUAAAACCCUACUGCUAACUGCUCCAGGGUUUUAUCCUCUCAAACUGCUACAGAUAGACAAAACAAGUUUCUGAUUCCCUCUUCUUACAUCCUUAAAAAGAGUAGAUCCAGAAAUGGCUACAGCUCAGUUGACGGUAUCGUCUAUCUCAACGAGGAACUUGGCGUCGUUUCAGGGACUUCGGCCUACUGAAGCUGCGAAGUUCGGCCCUUCGGUGGGGCAUUUGACAGUAGGGCGUGGUCUCUCUCAGAGGUCGUUUAAGGGCCUGGUUGUCAAAGCCGCAACAGUUGUCGCACCCAAGUACACAUCGAUUAAGCCUUUGGGCGAUAGAGUGUUGGUGAAGAUCAAAACUGCAGAAGAAAAGACUGAGGGAGGAAUUUUACUUCCAACAACUGCUCAAACAAAGCCUCAAGGAGGUGAGGUGGUUGCAAUUGGAGAUGGUAAAACUGCCGGGAAGAACAAAGUGGACCUCAGUGUCAAGACUGGCAACCAAGUUGUGUAUUCUCAGUACGCUGGGACUGAGCUGGAGUUCAAUGGUUCAAAGCAUCUUAUUCUGAAGGACGAUAAUAUUGUUGGUAUUCUUGAAACAGAUGAUGUGAAAGAUCUCAAACCCCUGAAUGAUAGAGUUUUAAUCAAGGUUGCUGAGGCUGAAGAAAAGACUGCUGGUGGUCUGUUGCUGACAGAGGCAUCUAAAGAGAGACCUUCCAUUGGCACAGUGGUUGCAGUUGGGCCUGGUACUUUUGAUGAGGAGGGCAACAGGAAACCAUUAACCCUCACCCCAGGGAACACAGUUAUGUACUCCAAAUAUGCUGGGAACGACUUUAAGGGUAAAGACGGAUUGGAUUACAUUACUUUGAGGGCUUCAGAUGUUAUUGCUGUUCUUUCUUAGCUGCCAGUUAAAUGUGCUUGGAAUGUUACGGGAAUUUCUUUUGGUGAAGCUGCCCCAAAAGCAUAUGGAUUUUGAAUGUAGUUGCCCAUAGAGUAUGUUUUGAUUGCGGUGCUCUGUCAAAUUACGGUAUUUUUUGGUUAAGUGCUUAGCUAGGUAAAAUGCCAGGUCCAUUUGGUA